GAAGGCAUAGGGCCGGCCCUGGAGCACCCUGUGAGAGGUGAGGCUGGCGGCGUCCAUCCUGAGGCUUUGCUCAUCACCUUCCCAGCCCUCUUCCAUUACAGCUGCAGAGAGGUGACCUGUGGUCCAGGACAUGAAGGCACUGUGCGUUUCCCUCUGCCUCCUGGGUGCCGGGCUCUUCCUGUGUUCAGUGCACGCCCGAGGCCUCAGGAGAUGCCUGAUUUCCACGAACUUGCACCGUAUGGAGGAGAGCUUCCGAGGAAUCAAAACAGCCAUUCAAGCUAAGGACACCUUCCAAAACGUCACCAUCCUGUCCCCAUCGGAGACCCUGCAUGGCAUUAAGCCCUUAGAUGUGUGCUGCGUGACCAAGAACCUCCUGGCGUUUUAUGUGGACAGGGUGUUCAAGGACCAUCAGGAGCUGAACCCCCAAAUCAUGAGAAAAAUCAGCAGCCUUGCCAACUCUUUCCUCUACAUGCAGAAGACUCUACAACAAUGUGGUGGUGACAAGACAGAUUUGGCCCCUGCUCUCCAGGCCUUUCCAGCCCUGGUGACAUGCAAGAAGCUGUGUCACUGCAGACAGGAAGCAACCAAUGCAACCAGAAUCAUCCAUGACAACUAUGAUCAGCUGGAGGUCCGGGCUGCUGCCGUCAAGUCUCUGGGAGAGCUGGACGUCUUUCUAGCCUGGAUUGACAAGCAUCAUCAAGGAACUUCGGCUGCCUCAAGACAAGGAACCUAAUUUGGGAGGAUGAACAGCCCCUGAGAGGUUUCUGGUGGGGGACAGCCAACUUGGAAGGGGAGGGAGACGGGGGAGGCCCUGUUUUAUGCAAAUGAGGGUCUUUUUGAGGACGUCUUCCUGCUUGUUUGGAAUUCUCUUCUCUGGGCUGAGGUGUUGUAAGGGGAAAUUCUGGGUUUGAGCACACCUCACCUUGUGGCUAAAAUCUCACCGGCUGGGCCCAGCUUGUCUGAUCUCACCUGAAGGUAUCCAAGCAGUCUACUGGUUUUAUUUUUAUAACAAAGUAUGUCUGUUGAGAGGUCCUGUGGGGCCAUCCUGGAGGGAGAGGGUGGGCUUCCCUAAUUUAUUGUGAAGUUUCUUAUCCCAUGUCUGUGAUGUGAGCUAAGCAAUAUCCUGUGGUGCAUAUUGUACUGACUGGUUUUUUUCUGAAUAAAUUCUCUUCUUUACCAAUCA
This is a messenger RNA of Capra hircus (goat), 1183 nucleotides long. It is a transcript of the gene IL19, whose product is annotated as interleukin 19. The transcript is spliced from 7 exons. Bases 131 to 733 code for a protein of 200 amino acids. NCBI's taxonomy places the organism in Eukaryota, Metazoa, Chordata, Mammalia, Artiodactyla, Bovidae. The record is from RefSeq and is a predicted model, not a curated record.